This is a messenger RNA of Gymnodraco acuticeps, 4644 nucleotides long. It is a transcript of the gene plcd3b, whose product is annotated as phospholipase C, delta 3b. The transcript has 16 exons. NCBI's taxonomy places the organism in Eukaryota, Metazoa, Chordata, Actinopteri, Perciformes, Bathydraconidae. Gene Ontology annotation, molecular function: phosphatidylinositol-4,5-bisphosphate phospholipase C activity; calcium ion binding. Gene Ontology annotation, biological process: intracellular signal transduction; lipid metabolic process. The record is from RefSeq and is a predicted model, not a curated record. Bases 422 to 2779 code for a protein of 785 amino acids.
GGAGAAGGCAGUACAUUGACCAUGAGUUAAUAAUAUAUUUUCAAGUAAUAAUAGGAUUUAUAAAAUGUUAAUAUUCUGCUAAUGAGAAUGUACACCCGCCAUCCAAACCUUAGGCAUUCACGACUUUUAUUUUGAAAGUCCGCCCAGGAAGCCCCGUCUGUUGUAGUUCUUCACGCCUGUGUGAAUCCUACAGCUCUGUGUUUAUAAAUCCAUCUGAGUGACAUCAGCAGGGAGAAGGUUUGGCCAGACUCCCGUUUCUCUGCAGGAUAAAAGCACGAGGAGCAGCCUGGAGGCUCUGUUCUCCUCCUGCAGGAGCUCCAUGCUGCUCGGCAUCUAACUGCCCAUCUCCUGCCCGAGGAACAGCGCCGGAUCCGGACAAAGGCUGAAGGAAGGGAAGGAGGCUGAGCGGCUCUCCUGCGUUAUGUUGGGCAACAGAAAGAAGGCAGCCUCGGGGGGGAGGGACGGGGCCGGGACGUCCGAGGCUAAGGCCAUCGACCCGCUGAGAAACCUGGGAGUGCAGGAAGAUGAAGAUGUGAAGCGGAUGAUGCAGGGCUCCAGCAUGAUAAAGGUCCGCUCGCCUCGCUGGCAGAAGCGUCGCACCCUGAAGCUGCUGGAGGACGGGGUCACUAUCUGGUGUCAGUCCCAUAAGACCACCAGCUGGGCCAAGGAGCAGCAGUCCUUCUCUGUGAUGGAGGUGGAGUGUGUUCGAGAGGGUGUCCAAUCAGAGACACUGCGGCAGAUGCUGGACUCAGGACAGGAGCAGCGGUGUUUGACGGUGGUCUUCAAGGGUCCCCGCAAAAGUCUGGAUCUGCUCUGCCAGAGCGUGGAGGAGGCCCAGCACUGGGCCCGCGGCAUGAGGACCCUGCAGGAGAGGGUGGAGAACAUGACCCAGAAGGAGAAGCUCAACCACUGGAUUCAUGCUUACCUGAGUCGGGCCGAUCACAACCACGAUGAUAAGAUGAGCUAUGAGGAAGUCCAGACACUGCUACAGAUGAUCAACAUCGACCUGAGCGACCAGUAUGCCCGCACUCUCUUCCAGAAGUGUGACAAGUCAGCGGACGGCCGUCUGGACCACGAGGAGAUCGAGGUGUUCUGCAGGGAGUUGUUGCGGAGGCCAGAGCUGGAUGCUGUGUUUAUCCGAUACUCUGCAAAUGGCUGCGUACUCUCCACUGUGGACCUGAGGGAUUUCCUGAAGGACCAGGGAGAAGACGCUUCAGUCACCCACGCCCAGAGCCUCAUCCUCACCUAUGAACUUAAUGCGUGGGCCCAGAAGAACCAGUUCAUGACUCCUAAUGGUUUCACCAUGUACAUGCUAUCCAAGGAGAACUGUGUGUUUGACCCCGAACAUGCCAGAGUUUACCAAGACAUGAGUCGGCCUCUGGCUCACUACUUCAUCUCCUCCUCCCACAACACCUAUCUCACCAAGGACCAGCUGACCGGGGACAGCAGCACAGAGCCAUACAUCCGUGCCCUGAAACAUGGCUGCCGCUGUGUGGAGCUGGACUGCUGGGAUGGAGAUAAAGGAGAGCCAGUCAUCUACCAUGGACACACUCUCACCUCCAAAGUGCCCUUUGUCGAGGUCAUUCGAACCAUCAAUGACUAUGCUUUCAAAGCGUCCCCCUACCCCCUGAUCCUCUCCCUGGAGAACCACUGCUCCGUGGAGCAGCAGACGGUGAUGGCCCGACACCUGAGAACCAUCCUGGGGGACAAACUGCUCACCAAGCCCCCCGAUGGUUUGGACCCUCACAAGCUGCCUUCUCCAGAGGAUCUUAAGGGUAAAAUCCUGGUGAAGGGGAAGAAGGAGCAGGUGGUGGGGGGGUGCUCGUCCAGCUCCUCAGACCUCAGCUGCUCAGACGAGGAGGCCAAACCCAGCAGCAAGAAGGAGGAGAAGAAGCCAGCAGUGUGUAAGCUGAGUCCUGAGCUGUCCGACCUGGUGGUGUACACCUGCAGUGUUCCCUUCAGGAGCUUCGAGCAGGCCGCCAGAUGCCCAGCCACCGACAUGUCCUCCUUCUCUGAGAGUGAAGCGCUUCGGCACGCAAAGGACUCAGGGAUGUACUUUGUGCGUCACAACAGCCACCAGCUCAGCAGGAUUUACCCAUCAGGCCAGCGCCUCCAGUCCUCCAACUACAACCCUCAGGAGAUGUGGAACGCAGGCUGUCAAAUUGUUGCUUUGAAUUUUCAGACCCCAUGUGAGCAGAUGGACCUGAAUCAGGGCCGCUUCCUGCAGAACAGUCAGUGUGGGUACAUGUUGAAGCCCCCCUUCAUGUGCCAGCCGGACACCAAAUUCAACCCGGAGAACGUUGGGGGGGGUCCAGGCCACAGACCUGUGCUGCUCACUUUCCGGGUCAUCUCGGCUCAGCAGCUGCCUAAACCAGACUGGGACAAACCCACCUCCAUCGUGGACCCUCAUGUGUGGGUGGAGGUUCAUGGUGUUCCCAUCGACAUCAACAAGAAGAAAACGCCUCAUGUGGACAACAAUGGUUUUAACCCCCGCUGGGACUGCACCUUCAACUUCACCAUCCACGCUCCUGACCUGGCUCUGGUCCGCUUCCUGGUGGAGGACCAUGACUACACCUCCAGCAACGACUUCCUGGGACAAUACACCCUGCCUUUCUCCAGUCUGCGUACAGGGUAUCGUCACGUCAGGCUGCGCAAAGUGGACGGUUCCAGCCUCUCGCCCUCCUCCCUCUUCGUCCAUCUGAAGGUGACCCCCUGUGAGAGCAGCCCCUCCAAAGCAUCAGCCAAGUCACCGGCCAAGGCUUCAGCCAAGAGACCCUAACCUGGUCUCUGCCAUGGAUGAAGCAGGAAGCCUGGACAUAUCUGCCAGGACCCAGACCAAAGAAACGCUGAGGUCCUGACUCUUUUACACUCGUGAAAAAAGAGAAUUGUGUCUCUUCAAACCCCUUUUCAAUGACAACCAGACAGCAGGAGUCUAAUCUGCUGCCUCCUGACCAAAGUUUGGUGCUAGAUUUUGUCCCUACAUACGACUCCGAGCUAACCUCAAACUUGUUAAGUUUUGUGCUUUCUGAAGGAACAACUUCUUUUGAAUUUAUUGUAUCUUAUUUAAGUAUUUUUUAAAUCAAAAUAGUCUAGAAAUGCCUGCUGUUAGUGACUCAAGAAUGACUGAAUUAUGAAGUAAUUUUCUACAAACAGUCCUCGGCUGUGACAUGUAGCAUGUGUUAUAUAUUCAAUGCACCUGUGGAACCCAGGUUAUAAUCUGCUGUCUACAGGCACUACAGUAACCUGUUCACUGUAAAUCUGUAUACAUUCAUCAAGAAGACCCUAUCCUAAUACAGCUGAUACUGGGUUCCAAUGUGAAAACAUAUGGCAACAUAUUUACUGAAUCAGGGUUAUUUGUUUGAAGAUGUUACUGUACCAUGAUGAAGAACAGUUCCAGCCUGUCCGACACGUGCUGUUCAAAUGAAGUUUUAAUCCCAUCCCAGUACUUUUAUAAUGUUGUGUUAAAGGGAAUACAUAUUUUUAAGGGAUAACGUUUUUAUGAAAUGUUUGAUUCACAGUGACUGUAUUUUAGCUCCACAAUCUACAUCAUGUUUUUAUCAGUGAAUGACCAAACUAUAUUAUUAAGUAGAAUAUAGAGUUGUUAUAUUAUAGAAUCUGCUCGGUUAUGCAAUAGUGAAAUGAUGAUGUGCACUAGAUAAAUCUGCUUCCUUAUGUUAGUGCGUUAGAUGAUAUAUAUAUAUAUAUAUAUAUAUAUAUAUAUAUAUGUAGAUGCUUCAUUGGGGCAAGAGUUGUCUUUGUGUACUCUGUGUUUAGCACCGUGCAGGGGUGGGGGAUUUCACUGUGACAUGAGACUUUAUUAAUGUAAGAGUUUGAAGAGAUGUUAGAUGUCAACUCAUCGACUGUGGAGACAGAGUUGUAUACAGUGCUGUAUACAACUUAAGGACGGGUGUUUUGUAGGAUUUGGUUUUAGAACAUUCAUAUUUUGUUUACACAUGAAAACAAACAACUAUGAACAUUUUAUAUUAAGAUAAUCUCACAGAUCAUUUAAUGAAUUGAUUGACUUUUUAUCAGGACAGGGAAUUAGCCUAAUUAAGACAUUCUCCAAGCAUGUGUGAAAUGCUUGCUCUACAUGGGGGAAAUAAUAAAAAUAUCUUUGUCAUCAUGAGAAGAAUACAAAAAAAUAGUUUUGUCAGAUGAAUCAUACCUGCUGAGACAUGACAUUGUCUUGUGGAAAUGGGCUCAAAUGUGACGUUUUAGAGCCAUUGCCAAUUGCCAACACAUUUUAAAUAACAUUUCUCCCUGUGUCCAACAAUAUUGCAAUUACUCACUUGAAUCAGGAGCUAACUUUUCCUAAAUAAAUGUAUUGUUAAGACAAUUUUUAGCUGUAGCAAUGAAAACACAAAUUGUAACUGUACAAUUCAAAGUAUUGACUUUGUUGUUAUUUUAUUUAUUGGAUUUUGAAGUAUUAUUAUUUGCUUUUGUCAUGUACCAGCUGUAAAUGAACCUGAUGUUAUUUAUCGAUACAGGUAAUAUAUUCACAAUGAUAGAAUAGAAAUGUAAUUCUGGAAAUGUUUGAACAAAAUGAAGAACCUCACAAUGCCACACAGUGUUAGAGUGACUGAGGUCCAGCUCUCCACCAAACUGACUUUUUUUACAGGGUAAAAAUAAAAGAAGUACAAGUUA